Molecule: messenger RNA, 3593 nt
Organism: Oryzias melastigma (Indian medaka)
Lineage: Eukaryota; Metazoa; Chordata; Actinopteri; Beloniformes; Adrianichthyidae
Product: protocadherin-8
Exons: 3
Coding region: 179-3214 (1011 amino acids)
Biological process (GO): homophilic cell-cell adhesion
Cellular component (GO): plasma membrane
Molecular function (GO): calcium ion binding
Source: RefSeq, a predicted model, not a curated record
UUGCAGCCCGUUUGCGCUGAGAGAGCAGAACACCUCCAGAAGUGAGACAGAGGAGCGCAUCCAGAGUGCGCAUAGCUGACAUAUGGAAUAUUUAUUAGUGAAGGGUGGCAGGAUCAGCUGUGUUCAGGAGCUUUUUGUUUAAACUCAUUAGUUUAUUGAGUUUUUUUCCCCACCCCAAAUGUUUUGGAGCGUUUGUGUGAUGGGAGGAACGGGCUGGCGCGGGCUCCUGGUGCUCGCCUCCAUGGCGAGCUUGGCCGCUGGCGCGCAGGGGAAAACUGUCAAAUACCAGACAUUUGAGGAGGACGCACCGGGGACGGUGAUCGGAAACUUAGCCAAGGACAUCUCCCUCGGCCCCUCUCCAUCCCGGAGCAAUUUCAGGAUCAUGAAACAGUUUAACUCCUCUUUCAUCCGUCUGAGGGAGAGCGACGGACAGCUGAGUAUAGGAGAGAGGAUAGACAGGGAGCGCAUCUGCAAACACACCCUGCAAUGCCUCAUCGCUUUCGACGUGGUCAGCUUCUCCAAGGAGCAGUUCAAACUCAUCCACAUAGAAGUGGAGGUCAAGGACAUUAACGACAACUCCCCCGAGUUCCCCCGAAAAGAGUCGAGUUUGGAGAUCUCCGAGAACACGGCGGUGGGGACGCGCAUCCCGCUGGACUUCGCCGUGGAUGAAGAUGUUGGGGUGAACUACAUCCAAAGCUAUCAGAUCUCUGUCAACAGCCACUUUUCCAUCGACGUGCUCAGCAGAGCCGACGGGGUUAAAUAUGCGGAGCUGGUGCUGAUGAAGGAGCUGGACCGGGAGACGCAGGCGUCUUACGCGCUGGAGCUGAUGGCCAUGGACGGCGGGAACCCGUCCCGCAGCGGGACGACGCGCAUCAACAUCAAGGUGAAAGACUACAACGACAACAGCCCGGUGUUUGACCGGAACAGCUUCUCCGUGGACCUCCGUGAGGACGCGCCCGUCGGUUCCCUCCUGCUGGACCUGAACGCCGAGGACCCGGACGAGGGUCUGAACGGGGAGGUGGUGUACGGGUUCGGCCACCAAGUGCCCCAAGAGAUCCGACAACUCUUCAGAGUGGACAGGAAAACCGGGCGGCUCACUUUGGAGAGUCCGGUGGACUUUGAGAGCAAGACCACGUACGAGUUCGACGUCCAGGCGGCGGAUUUGGGUCCGAGUCCGAGUCCUGCCAUCUGUAAAAUUGUAGUGCAGGUGCAGGACGUGAACGACAACGCGCCGGAGAUCUCCAUUACCCCCAUGACCUCCAUCACCGCGGGGAUCGCCUACAUCACGGAGGCUGCGGCCAGGGAGAGCUUCGUGGCGCUGGUCAGCACCUCGGACAGAGACUCCGGCGCCAACGGGCAGGUGCACUGCACGCUGUACGGACACGACCACUUCCGGCUGCAGCAGGCGUACGAGGACAGCUUCAUGAUCGUCAGCACCAGCCCGCUGGACCGGGAGAAGAUCCCCGAGUACAACCUGACUGUGGUGGCGGAGGAUCUGGGCUCGCCCCCGUUCAGAACCAUCACGCAGUACACCAUCCGGCUGACGGACGAGAACGACAACGCGCCGGUGUUCAACAAGCCCGUGUACGAGGUGGCUGUGGUGGAGAACAACCCGCCCGGCGCGUACAUCACCACGGUGGUGGCGCGCGACAUGGACAUGGGGUCAAACGGGAAAGUGACCUAUAAGCUGGCGGACACGUACGUCAUGGGCUCCCCCAUCUCCGCCUUCGUGUCUUUGGACCCCGCCAGCGGCUCGCUUUACGCGCUGCGGAGCUUCAACUACGAGCUGAUGAAACAUCUGGAGCUGCGCGUCACGGCCAACGACGGCGGCUCCCCGCCGCUGUCCGGCAGCGCCAGUGUCCACGUCCGGAUCGUCGACCAGAACGACAACUCCCCCGUCAUCACGCAGCCCCCGCUCAACAACGGCUCCGCGGAAGUCCUGCUGCCCCGGGACUCACCCACGGGCUACGUCAUCACCCGCGUGGAGGCGCGCGACGCGGACGAGGGCGUGAACUCGGAGCUGUCCUACGGACUGGCCACCGGGGAGCCCUCCGUGUUCUCCGUCAACAAAGCCACGGGGGAGAUCUACCUGAACCAGGUGCUGAGCCACGACGUGGACGAGACCCUGAGCGUGACCGUGACGGUCAGCGACAGCGGCAGGCCCGCGCUCACCUCCACCGCCACGCUGCACUUCCUCAUCAUCGAGGGCUCCCCGCCGAGCGACAGGACGCUGUACCAGCCGGGCGCCGGGGACGACGCGCACGCGCAGUGGGACCUGUCGGUGGUGAUCAUCGUCGUGCUGGCGGGGAGCUGCACCCUGCUGCUGCUCGCCAUCAUCCUCAUCGCCACCACCUGCAACCAGAGGAAGCGGGACAAGAGCGGCGAGGACAGCGACUCAUACGGGGAGAAGGGCACGCUGGAGCGGGGCAGGACGCACGUGGUGGACAACCCGCUCCUGCCCCUCCACGGGGCAGCGGGGGCAGAGCCCUUUGAGGGCCACUCCUUUGCCAGCCAGCCCGGCAGCUUCACCCCGGCUCACCCCGUGAGCAACGACAUGUGUUCGGCCUCGGAGGACGGCAGCGAGGUGCCCUGCGUGUACGAGUCUGACAACAACAGCAAGCUGCGUGGGAACAAACACGAGGGCUACUCCACCCUCCCCGGCUAUGGGAAUGGCAAGGAGGCAGUGAGGCCCAUCACCAUCUGGAAGGGGAACUCCUACACCACCAUCUCUGCCAGGGACCCAGCUUUCAGCGGGAAGGACAGUGGCAAAGGGGACAGUGACUUCAAUGACAGUGACAGUGAUGUGAGUGGAGACACCGGCCUGAAGAAGGAUGGAGUGGUGGUCCCUCCAAUGGGCGGCCAGAAUGCUCUGUGGGCUUGCACCAGUGAGUGUAAGGUCUUGGGCCACUCUGAUCGAUGCUGGAGCCCCUCAGCAGUGAGGGCCAGCGUGGCCCCCUCCCCAGCACCGACUCUUUCGUCCUUCAGCAGCCUUCCCAAGACGGCCUCUCUGCCCCGGGACCCCAACCGUAGAGACUACCAAGCCCAAAUCCCCAAAACGGUGGGGCUGCAGAGCGUCUACGAGAAGGUGCUCCACAGAGAGUACGACUACGUUUUGGUCACCCCACCCAGGCCUGUGAGGGUGCAGGAAAUCAGUGACAUGAGUAUUCCUGUCUACACCCCCACACCAACACACUGCCCCAACAAUGAGGCCUAGAACAGUUCAAUGAAGACUGAUGGAUGAUGAGAACAUUUUAAGGUAUUUGUUGUGGGGAGAGUGUGCAAAAAUGAUCCUGAUUAUGUAUAUUUUUAUGUUUUUGGAAGUCCAUUCCAUCACCUUGAGACAUUUGUGGGAUGUGAAGUGUAUCAUAUGCAAGAUUUGUACAUAGAGAGAUUUUAUUUUUUAUAUAUAAAAAAUAUAAAUAAUCCAAAUAUGUAAUAUUGAUCAUGAAGCAUGCUUUCUAUUUAAACUGCCCACAGAAACCUUCGCUGACAACAAUGUAAUGACAUCAUUUGAAUGCAAUAAUAAAUCAUUGUACAUAUUUUGUAUUGUCACAAUAUUCUGAAAGGAAAUAAACUUUGAAUUACUGUUGUGA